GAAAUAUCCCUAUGCUGUGAAAGUCGCCAUCUUUAAAUAGGAUAGCGACCAUCUUGGGCCAUUUUUCACGGGUUGUUGACACGGGCAGCUCCCAGCCGGUCGUGAAAGUGUUUUGCGCUCGAAAAAUCGGAGCUGAAUCAAAUUGAAAGUAAUUAUUAGCCCGUUGAAAAAUUCCUAGUUGAGAGCGUGACAUUCAAGACAAUAUCCGCUAGCCGAACGAGCGUUGAUAUUUGAAGAAACGAGAAUAAAAUCCGCGAAAAUAAGCGUCUGUCACGAACGCGAACUCCAAGCAGUGUUCACUAGAGUUGACAGAGCCGCGAAAUACUAGUGUUCUCUCUUUUACUUUGUCUCUCUCACGAACUUUAUCUCUCUCUAUCUCUCUUACUCCAUAGACAAACAUAUAUAUAGAUCUAUCUAUUAAUCUAUUCUUCCAUAUCCACUCGUAUCUCUUCCUGUAUUCACGUAAAUUUUUGUCCUUAUCCGGUGACUCCGUCAACUCCUCAAUGUUGCCUGUGACAUAAGCAAGAGUGGAGUCAUUCGUGGAAGCCAGCUAGACAACAAAUUCACAAGACUUCUCGUUCUUCUGAUAUCUUCGCUGGAGGAAAUGCUUCCGUGCACAUGGUGACACCUCUGACUUUGAAAAUUGAAGAGGAUCAAGAAUGACCUACGCUAAUGACAAUGGGCUGAAGCAUUGCGCGUUACAGAGCAACCUCCAAUUGCAAAAGAUCUAAGGAAGGUGGCAGAGCGUGAGCAGCAAAGAAAAUAUGGCAGCGCUGGAAGAAAAGAAACGCAUGGGGGGCUCGAAGGUCUCGGCGAUAGCGAACAUAUUCCAACCGAAGCCCCAGCUCGAGAAUCUUAGUCAUCGUACAAAUACAAUACUCUCCGAAGGUUUUAAGGAGCCGCCAGCGCCGUUAAAGGAAUCGCCGACCCAGGUGACAGUUGUCAGGACAGAGAGCCACGUAGCGCGAUUCAACAAUGCGCGAGCAUUGUUUGAGAAACUCGGCGAGGAGAACAAGCCUAAUCGGCCCGAUCGAACGGCGAAACCUCCGAAUUUGCAUGGAUUGCGUUCACGUUCGAGUUCAGCAAAUUCAGGCUCCGGGUGCACCUCACCUGCCAGGUCGCCACGACCGCGAUCCCCGUCUCCUCCAGGAACAAGGGAUCACUUGAGCAAUUGGAGUGCUAGCGUACCGGCUCUUAAUGCUGAACGUCACUUUGAGAAUGGACACUCACAUGGUCCGGAUGUUAUGGCGGACAGGCUGAGGCCACGAGUCGGUUUCGGAAAGUACGAUAAAUUUGAGAAGAAUCAUGGGAAAGAAAAUCGAUUGGAUGAGAAACCGGAAAAGCCUGAGAAACCAGAGAGAAGAUUAAAUCCUAAAGAGUUGAUAGAGAAGCAGAAAAAUUGGACGAGUCACUUUUCAAAGACGAGGCCGAGUAGGUUCAAUUCGGAUCCGAACCGGUCCAUUGUGCAAACUUCGUUGAAUCAAAAUUCAAACAGGAUUAGCAUGGAUGGGAAUGGUACGGCAGGGCAUACACAGACAGCUGUCAGUCAUGAAAACGAUGUUAAGAGAUCAUCGGAUUCAGUUAAUCCUUUGGCCACUAGGUCAGCGAGUUUUUGUUCCACCAGACCUUCCCCUAAUGUUUCACCACCUCCACCGCCACCGCCAACCAGGAAUUCCUCUACAGGUAAUUUAAGGAAGGAACGUCCAGCCAGUAUAGCUUCGAUCAGCCCUAGCAGCCCGGAUUACCCAGAGACCCCCGAAUACGCGACCAUCAAUAAGCAUUCGGACAGUACGCCCGCGAUGCCGGAGUAUGCUGUCGUUCAAAAAGGUUCGAAUGCUCAAGCUAACAACAACUCAACGCGAAAUCACGAAGAUCAACGAGAUAUUUCCAAGUGUCAAGUGAAUCAGGUGCAAAAGCACCAGGACUCUACGUUACCGGAAUACGCAGUUGUGCAAAAGGGAGUAACGGGUAAGGUCAGUCAAAAAAAUGUGGAUUCGUCAAAGAGUGCUGCUGUUCAGAAAAGUGCAAAAUCUAAUGAGUUUACCGGGUCAAAAGUUAUUCCGAAAAAUGGAACAGGUCUCGAGAGAGACUCUCAGCCAAUAAAAUCGCACGUUUCUCCUAACGAGCAAGCGAUUAACGUCUCGAGUCCAGCUCGGAGUAUCUCUAUGGAGAAUGUAACGAUUACCAACAAGUCCGAGAACAAAAUCAGGAUAGAUAGCGAGGAGUUAGAUGUGCCAGAAUACUCCAAUUAUCCAUCUACGACUCCAGUCCGUUCGCCAGCUAAAACUUCCGACUGGAAGAAUGAAUGGCUGGCCAAAAAUGAGGAGCUCCUUAAGAACGCUGCGGAUCUCCGGUCUUCCAGAGAUUCGCUGAUCACCGGAACCAGGAAUGAAAUCGUUAGGACCGAUUCACGACCGGAUUGGGCGAGACCAAGUGUAGACACCGUGAAGAGGAAAGAAAAUAUGUCCGAAGCCAAAAGGAUAGAAAUGUCAAGAUCACCAGAGGGUGAGCUGAGGCCGUCAUCAAGAGGAACGGAUAGUGCAUCCUCAAGUAUGAGCUCACCGAGUUCCCCGUCGAAGGAAAGCAAGGAAGAGAAAGCAGAGAAAGAGAUUCCGGAAAAAAUUCAAACCGGACGUAACAGCUAUGAUUUGGAAACGGAGGAGCCCGAGAAGCCGACGAGCUACACAGAGAAGAUCCUGGUCGAUGAGAUUAAUACGGAAAAGGAGUCAAAGUUCAGCGAGACCGACACAGCGACGGUCAUACGGCGUUCUCACGUGCGAGUCGAGCUACCAGCGGCUGGACUGGGACAACGACCACCUUCUGUCGUCAGUUCGGAUCAGGAAUUUCCACCCUUGGAACACAAGGAUAUACCGAUACCCUCGCCUUAUACCAAACGAAUUCAACAGUCCCAAGAAACGUCUACGACGAGCAGGAAGAAAUCAGAAUCGAAAGUAACGGGUCGACCGGGAGCAGCUGAAGAAAAGCAGCAGCUAAUAUCAGAGAGCCAUCUGCAACAGGUGAAGUGCGAGGAUAAAUCGCAGGAUGGCGUUUACAAGUUUCAGCAAGCGACGGUCACGACUACCGUACAGGACGAGGAGAAGACGGAGAAGGAAAAGUCAAUGGUAGAAGCUGUCUCAGAGAAGCUUACGAUGCACGAGACUCACUGUCAGAAGACAGUGGCCAAUGCGCGUAACGAUCAGAUAAAGGUGUCUGUGCGAGAGAAAUUGGCGAAGAACAAGGAAGAAGUUACGGAAAAACGAUCAAGUUUCACCGAGGCGGAACACAAGGCGGAUGUCCUGGACAAAUCAUCUUCGAGUACAAAUCAAUAUCCGGUUGUUCCUAGUAAUCGCACUAAGGCUAAUUCCAUUAAGCAGUCCGGUGCUAGUGAGGAAAGCGUGCCUAACGAGACAAAAUGUACCUCCGAUGCGUUGACCACUUCCACGAGGAGCAAUCUCAACGACAGUAGCAAAGUCUCUGGUUCCGCGUUUGAUCCGAGCAGCUUGAUCAGAUCCAGCCACGUGGAAAGUCCUGCAACUGGCUCAAGGAAGGAUCCCCUGGACGAUUCAGAGCAGCCGCAGACUACUUGGGAACAAGAGAAACUGAAAGCUGAGAUGGCGAAGUUGCGACUGUCGGAGACUGGCAGCUCGAAUUUGACGCAAAGUUCAAACAAAUCUCAGUCACAGGCAGCAGCCCUGAUCUCACAGAAGUACCAGGAUCCCAGCUCCGCGGAUGAGCAAAAGGACUCCGAGAAUAGCCUCGUAGAAGAUAGCGAUUCUAGCGAUGCCAAAACCAUAACAAAUUUGGAGAGUCUCACUUCCUUGGAGAAUCGAAGCCUGAACGGGCAACAGGAAAUGCCAGCAAGAGUACCGAACAAGAACGUUGUAGCCUCGGUGACGCCGAUGACGCCGGAUACAAUGACAGCCGACGAGGCUGAGAAUUUGCUGAGUUCUCGCAUAUUGGAGAAAAAGAUAAGACAAGGCUCGGCACUCCUGUCGGACGAAGAGGCCCAAGAAAUAGCAAGAUUGUUGUCACCUACUAGCACCACGGCUCCUGCUACUGCCGAGGAGGAGAAAAGGUUGGACAAAAAUAAGGAGAAGGACAAGGACAAGGAUAGGGAAGAACAGGACAAUACUCCGGAUUGGCUCUCUGAUGUCCUCUCUGCUCCGGAUUCUAGCCUCAUCAAUAGUACAACUCAGGACUGCAGUCUGUCUCAUAGAUCACGCAGCGAUCUGACGAUAGACUCUUUGACGGAAAGCCAAGUGGGCUCUGUUACUGGUAGUGAGAGCGGACUUCUAGGCUCGGUCAGUAGUCUGAAUGAUACUCAGGAAACGAAUGAUGACACUGAGACCGAGCAUCAGGACGAGUACCAGCCUGCCCGGGGAAAGAUUAUCCUCGUGGAGAACGGUGUGCAUUAUUUCGAGGAUGGCCACUUCUGGAUGGAGGUCGCUGGUAUUCCUGAAUCCGAGGACGAGGAAGAGGAACUGCCACCCAUGAUUUCCUUUAAAAAAAACUCGAAGGUUUCCUUCGACACGGGACCCAUGAGAGUUUAUUCGACGCAUUCCGUGAACGAGUACGAUCGGCGCAACGAGGACGUUGAUCCCGUCGCUGCAAGUGCGGAGUACGAACUGGAGAAACGUGUAGAAAAAAUGGAGGUAUUCCCUGUGGAGCUAAUGAAGGGUCCGGAAGGUCUUGGACUUAGCAUAAUCGGAAUGGGCGUGGGUGCCGACGCGGGUCUUGAGAAAUUGGGUAUCUUCGUGAAAACUAUAACAGAAAAGGGAGCUGCAGCCAGGGAAGGCAGGAUUCAAGUAAAUGACCAAAUCGUGGAGGUCGAUGGGAAAUCCCUCGUCGGUGUUACUCAGGCUUACGCUGCCAGUGUCCUUCGGAACACUUCGGGUCUCGUGCGCUUCUUGAUUGGCAGAGAACGAGAUCCCCGGAACUCAGAGGUAGCUAUGCUCAUUCGGCAAAGCUUACAGGCAGACAGAGAACGGGAACAAGCCAGCAAUAAUACAAACAGGAGACUGAAUUUCUCUGAGGAAAAUUCGCCGGACGGACAACGAGAAGGCGAUGACAAUUCAAUGAGCAGCGGAAUGGGAAUGCCUGGAGGUAUUCCUGGAUCACCGGCUAUGUCUUCCUGUUCGGAAGGUGAUCCUCCCCACAGUCCAAUCGAAGCGUACUUGUCGCCAUCAAGUAGGAGUAGAUCGCCGAUCAUAAGUUCCUCGUUACCACCACAUUCGACAACCACCACGCAGAGUGACGUCGACAGUCUCAGAAUGCUCUUGCAAGAGAGUCAAUAUAAGCUCGCACUAGCCGACGGAGAGGUGGAAAAGCUCAAGGCGAAGUUGGUGGAAUUGGAGAACAGCGGUGCAGGUAGCGAAGAAUAUGCGGCAAAGUUGCGUGAGUCCGGUCUGCGAUUACACGAAUCCGAACGAGCCCUAGGUGCGGCACGACAGGAUCUGUCUGCAGCGCGAGAGAUGCUCACGCAGGCUACAGCACAGAAUGCAGCAUUGCAGCAGAAAUAUGCACGGGCGAGGAGAGCAGCACGAGAGCUCAGGACAGAUAUUGCCGCCCGGGAUGAAUUUUAUCAACAACUGCUCCAGGAGAAGGACACCGAGUACAACGCUCUCGUCAAAAGUCUAAAAGACAGGGUAAUUACUUUAGAAGUGGAACUAACGGAAACACAGCGGAGAUUCGGUUUGCCAGUUCGAUUACCGUAUGACGGGGCCACAGCGAGGAUCGUAACUCCUCAGCCAACCAGGCGACAACUUCCACCACCUCCGUCGUCUACGAGUUGUCAGCUUUCCGAUACAGAGACGUCUGACCUGAGCAGUCCGGAUGAUGGGGACAAAACGGCAACCGUUGAGAGGAAAUUGCCGUUGCCAUUGCCGGUGAAGGAAGAGCUGGAUCGUGCUGUUCCUGCUCAUCGCCUCCUAGACAAUUCUGCGGGAAAGAGCAAGGCUGAAUUAGCGAGCAGAGGAGGACUAGCGAAUCGUCAGCUUCCUAAGCGAUCCGGUGGAUUGAGCAAUAGCAGCUCGGAUUACGGACUGGAUGAAUCCGGAGAUAAUACCGAUGAUGAUUCUUCCUCGAAACCAGGAGUUCAACAUGACAGUAAUAAUCGACUGAUUAAUGACUCUUCCUCGAAGCCUUCGAACUUGAGUUCCUACUCCAGUAGUUCAUCCAUAAGUUCGCAAAAGAGCAAGCAGCACCUAGAGUCGACGCAUUCUACGAUGAUUCGCCAGCACAGUACUAUCAGCUCACAAGUCAGGGCUAUGACGGAACAAAGCUGGCCACCUUCGCAAAAGGGUUUGACAGGACCUCCCGCGUCCCUGGCUGAGCAAUUGAAACAGGUCCUGGCUGAGAGGGAAAGAAGACUUGGAGGGAACGACGUUUCCUCUUCGAGAGAAAGUUCUGGGGAUUUUAGCGAUUCAAACAAUCCACAUAAUAAUGACCCGACCCUAGUCACGCAUCAUUUAGUUGAAGAAAUAAGACAAGCCGUGAGUGAAGCUAAUCAGAGAGUGAAGAAAGUAACAGUACCUUCUCAGAGUCUGAUCGGAAUUGGAAGUGCACCUUGGCAUCAUCCUGGAGGCUCUCCAUCGAGUUUAUCCUCAGGCGGAUCGAUAAGUCCUCCUGCUGUGGACCCCAGUCCAUCCAAAGCAGGAAGUGCGGAUUCAAGCGAAGUAUGGUUACCACCACAUCCGAGUGAUUUCGGAUUAGGUGAUAAGAAGUCGCACUUCUGGCAAAAUGCUCCGAUUAGUCCAAUCACUGAGUGGAGCAAAGAACUAGUUUGUCAAUGGGUGUCUGGAGUGGGAUUGGAACGUUACGCGAAUCGUUUCGCCGAAGCAGGGAUCAACGGUGCAAGUCUUCUUCGAAUAGAAUCCAGAGACCUCAAAGCUCUAGGUAUCUCAGGCGAGGAGAAGGCCCACCUUAAGAGAAAAUUAAAAGAACUUCGUGCGCAGGCAGAUCGAGAACGUAAAGAGCGUAAGGAACUGGAGCGCAUGCGCCGAAAAGCUGAAAAAGCGGCGCGAAAAAAGUAACUCACGAUUAAUUAAAUAUCGAGUGGAUCGUCAGUUUUUUGAUCUUGUAUGAAACGAGAGAGAUUCAGAGUUUCCAGGAACUUCAUCUAUCCGAUCUACCGAAAUUCCAAUGCUACUCGUAGCGUACCUUCGUUCAUCUUUAUUUACAACGGCUGAUCAUUACAAUUUUCAUCAACCGCUUACUCGAACUUUUGUUCACUAGACGGGGUCGACCAUCAGCCAUUUAAAGAUCAUAGAAAAUCUCAUCAACACGAUUGAUCGUAACGCAUUGAUUUGCCCGUCAAAAAAAAUAGAGAAUUCGUCCUUGAUUCAGUGAAAUUAUCUACAAAGCCAUGUUACUUUUAGAUUAUAGGACAUUCGUACGUCACGAUAAAUUAAUAGACGGAUGCUCGACGAAAAGCGACUAUGUUUUCGUAUUUUUUCUAUUUCUUUAUUACGAUUAUACAUUGUUAUUAUUAUAUUUAUCAGCAGCACUACUACUUCUAUUACAACUACUACAAUUACUGCAAUUACUACUAUUACACUACAUUAUUGCUAUCGCUACGGCUAAUUACUAUUGAUAUUUAAUAAUCGAUGAUGAUCACGUUAGAAAAAAGAAGUGCGUGCGAUAAUGAGAGUACUGUUAUGCGAUACGCACAAUGCGUGUAUGUAUGUGCAUGUAUGCGUCUGCCGAAUGUAAGAAAGAGUAUAUGCGCGUGUAUCGUAAAUAUUAGAAAAUGUCCAAUGAUAAAAAAAAUUGUAACAAAGUUAGGUAUUAUUCAUUAAUUUUUUUUCGUGACUGUACCUACGUCUCCUAGUCGAGACAGCAAGUAUCAUGUUAUCGAAAUUCCGAUGAUUUUUUUUUAAUUAUUUUUAAUUUAUUUCAAAAAGAAUAUCUUAACGAACUAAUAUCGAUAACUCAUAUUGUUAAUCUAAGGAGACACUAGCAAGAUUAUUGCUAGAAACAAAUGGCUGUCCUUUUACGGUAUUUCAUAAACUAUCAACGAAUUUUUUAAUUAACUAAGGCAAUUACAUUAUUAAUAUCGUAGUCCUAAGCGUAGGCACGACCAACUUCAAAUAUCUUCACUUUACUCGAUCCCCAUUAUUUCUUUCAUCCUUUCGUCGUUAGUAUCUUCCUCGGUGUAUCUUUUACUUCGAUUUUUGCUCAAAGACACAUUUCGUAUCAACGAUCAGAUAAAACAACUUUAAAAUCACUGCUGUACAACGUCUCCACGAUUCGCAUUAAUGUCACCGAAACAAUUAUUCUUUGUAAUUCAGAAACUUAUUAAUUCAUUGAAGCACUCACGUAUAUUAAGAAACAAUUGAAAGACACGUCCUGCUUGUCAGAGCCCGACUGAAGUGCCAAGCGUGAAUAAUACGAAUGAGAUUAACCGAUAGAUCAAAAGAUCCAAAGGAUCGAUAGAAUGCGUGAGAGAGCGUGAGUGCUGGAUAUGUUAUCAGAUACGUUACGUAGUCUAACGAUGUUAUUCUGUGUUAAAGAGAAAAUCGAGUGAACGAAAAACAAGAAGAAGGAUCAGUCAAACGGGAAAAGAUGAUUCUCCAUGUCUUUUUAUUGAGGUAGCUUUUAUAAUAGCGGCCGUUUGGCUGAAAAUUUCGUGCGCCUGUGUUAGACGAGCGUACUUUGACGUACGUGUACUUAUUUAUAAAUAGCUUUAAGUUUUAUGUCCAAUGUUACAAAGUGUUUUGAUUAUCCGUUCGGUUGAUUUGUGAGUCGCGAGCGAUUUUUCACAUUUAUUUCUUCCUCUCCACGCGCAAAAACAAAUCGGAUAAGCAAAAUACCAAUGAUUGGAGAACACUUUGUACAUAAAUAUGUAUUUAACGAUUAUUGACGUUAACGAUAGCACGAUAAUAAUAAUUACCAAGUAAUUACUAAAAAAAAGUGGAAACCAUAUUUGUAGUGUCAUAAUACUUCAUAGUCUAUACGUUAUAGCUUGGUAAUUCGGAUGUUUAUCGGUGUCCUCCAUUUUUUUGUAACAGUGCGAUUUAUCGAUGACUUUUAUAACGCUUCUUCAUUUUCAUUUCCUCGUCAUCUUUCUUCUUUAUCUUCUUCUUUAAUAAGACUUUGUAACGUUAUUCGCUACGAACUCGAGGCUUGUCGCGAGGUCUAACCCGAGAAUGAGCAAGCUCAAAAUUGAAAUUCAAGAUCUCAAUGUCACAGCACAAGUUCUUACUUUCAAUUUAGAUUUUUCGCAACGUCUUUUUCUCUGUAGAUGAUGUAUCGAUUUUUUGCCAAGAGCAUAUCCAAGGGGUUGUUCAUUUUUCUUUCUAAUACUUCCCUUUCUGCUUUUCUGAUGGCAUCGCUCGGCGUUCUUCGAUUAAAAAUAAAUAUACGUGAAUCAAUAUCUUUGGGAGCAGCGAAAUGAGCUUGAAGAAAACCGACUGAUUUGUAAGGAUAAGUUUUCUAGACGAUUUUCAACGAAUGGCUUGAGAAAAUUGUAUUGCGUAGCGUUCACGAGAUGAUGUAUCGUAGAAGCGUAUAUGUGAAAAAGCCAAACAAUUUUGCGAGCACAUCACAAGCCGGGAGCCGCGCCGAAACUUUAAGUUCUUUAGUUCUUUAGUCUGUUAGUUAGUUAGUCGUUUCUGGGUGACAUAUCCUCACUUAUUAUUAUACAUUAAAUUAAAUUAUUUUACACGAGUGAAGUAGCCCGUUCAACGAUGUCGUUUCCAACGAGAUCUGGAUACGUAGUUAUCCGACAGCUUUUUAAUAUAUCAAGAACAACAACAAAAGUAUUGUCACUUACGAAUACCCUUCAAGAUUUUAAUUAAAAACCAUUCGUACGUUA
Molecule: messenger RNA, 9814 nt
Organism: Cephus cinctus (wheat stem sawfly)
Lineage: Eukaryota; Metazoa; Arthropoda; Insecta; Hymenoptera; Cephidae
Gene: Spn
Exons: 18
Coding region: 765-7031 (2088 amino acids)
Biological process (GO): calcium-mediated signaling; neuron projection development; actin filament organization
Cellular component (GO): actin cytoskeleton; dendrite; cytoplasm
Molecular function (GO): actin filament binding
Source: RefSeq, a predicted model, not a curated record